Bacidia gigantensis is the source of this 912-nucleotide messenger RNA. RefSeq lists its product as uncharacterized. Gene Ontology annotation, molecular function: acyltransferase activity, transferring groups other than amino-acyl groups. Bases 1 to 912 code for a protein of 303 amino acids. The transcript has 3 exons. The record is from RefSeq and is a predicted model, not a curated record. Lineage: Eukaryota; Fungi; Ascomycota; Lecanoromycetes; Lecanorales; Ramalinaceae.
AUGGCUAUACGCAUUGUGCAUAGUGACAUGCACCUACGUAAAGCUCUUAGUAAAACCGAAACCGACAUCACGAUCAACUCUUGCUCCUCAACGUCUACCGCGUCCAGCUAUGAAGUCACCCAAGGCGUCAUCACGUGCAGCGAGUCCUCCAAAGACAUAGAGUUUCUCCACAGUCGCAAAGGGCUUUCUCGAAGAAUCCCCAGGCGCUCAAUUGAUCCAACUUCGACGGUUCGAAAGCUCAAACCAUCCGAGACCCGACACGCAUCGCUGUGCUUGGCAGAAGCUUUCAUUGACGACGAUACUGCCCGCUACUUCACGCACACUCCGGACCGCGCGUCUUGCUCUGAUCAAGACCAAUGGAAUUUGCAUGUCUUUAUUAUGGAGCAGUUAGUUAGAGCGCAUAUUGUGUGCGGACUCGCCACCGUCAUUGGCGACAAUUAUGACUCUGUCGCGCUUUGGAUGCCCCCUGGUAAAACGAUGGACGGCCUCAAAUCCAGAAUGCAUAAAGUGCUGCGCAAAUGCGACUUCGAAGGCAAGCUUUCCGAAGAAGGCAUGACUCGCUUUUUCGACGACUUUUUCCCCAAGCUUCACGAAACCAAGCACGAGAUCCUCGGCAGCAAGUGUGAUGCCAAUUCGUGGUACUUGGUAUAUGUGGGCACGAAGAUUGGUAGUAGGAAGAGGGGGUAUGCAAGAAAGCUUAUACAGCAUACACUAGACAAGGCAGAUAAGCAAAAGGUCCCAUGCUAUCUUGAGAGUAGUAAUGAAGCGAACACGAAACUGUAUAAUAGCCUUGGCUUUGUCCAUAUGAGAGACAUCGAACUCACGAGGGCUGAAGAGCCGGUCAAAUUGGAUAUCAUGACGCGCCAACCAGUCAAAACAAAAUCUAAUCGAUCCAAGGCCGCGAGGGGGUGA